Molecule: messenger RNA, 13730 nt
Organism: Xyrichtys novacula (pearly razorfish)
Lineage: Eukaryota; Metazoa; Chordata; Actinopteri; Labriformes; Labridae
Source: the annotation of a GenBank genome assembly
AUGUGGAGUGCUUUUGUGAACGGCUCAGGGCUGCACGGCGGGAGCAGUGCUGGUGGGGGCUAUGUCCCAUCUCAGGGAUGGGAGUUCGUGCCGUGCUCCAGGAUAGAUAGGGCCGAUAGGGGCAGGAGGAAAAGCCGCAGCCCCCUGAGGAGGAUCUCCUCUCCGCCCACCGUCUUCAGUCAGAUCUACGAGCCUCAGUUCACCGCUGCUUCACCGGGUGUUGGAGGUGAAGGUGGUGCAGGGACACAGCUUGAGGUCCUCGGAGGACAAAUGUGGCCUGGUCAUGAACCCCAGCAACAACAGCAAACACAGCUCACGAGGCUCAAAAAGAAAAUUGAGGAUUUAAAGAAGCGGCACGUGCAGGAUAAAGAGGAAUGGACGCGCGAGAAGGAGUCAUUGUUGAGAGAAGUAGCUGACUUACAAGUAAUUAAAAAGAUGCGUUUGCAGUGUAGAAGCUUAACGUGGUUCUGUGUGAGCCUUUGGUGCCUCAAAGGUCCUCAUUUCAUGCACUUUGCUCAACAAAUAGUGGAGUGGAGUUAAUGUACAGUGGGUUGUCUGGAUACUGUGUGAAUGCUGUGUGUACUGACAGAUUAACGUUGUAUUUAGAAAGUCGUAACGUUAUAAAAAAUGCAAACAUCUGUUGAAAUUUUCCACUUUUGUUUCUCAAACUGAGAUCCUGCAAGCAUGAUCCCUUAACUUUACAUAUGCAAGUUCAUUUGACACAUUUUAUGAUUGCUGCCAAUUUUAUUCCCAUUUAGGGAGGGGAAAACAGGAGGAUUCUGCUGGACCUGAAGACAGUAUUGGAUGAAGUACAGGUGGAGGUGAAGAGAGAGGAGGAGAAGAGGAGCGAUCUGCAGCUGCAGUACACCAGAGAUAGGUGUUCCUGGGAGCUGGAGAGGGCUGAGCUCAAAAGCAGGAUUGCACAGGUAACAAAGGAAGGAUGACAACAAGGAUGUGGGGAGGGGUUUGCGGAUUUAGACUGUGCCCAAUUGCAUCUGCAAAUGAACAAAUCAGAUACAGUGAUUUUUUUUUUGUGAGCUACGUAUGUACCUCAAAUGCAGCUGUAUAUGUACUGAGUGUGGGGGCUUGUGUUUGCAGGUGCAUGCUUUUUUCAGGGAUUUACUUCCAGAGUGACUUAUGUCGUUUAACAGGACGGCAUACAAAACCUUUCACCUAAAGGAUGUUUUAUUAAAAUCUAUAUUUUACAUCUAAUACCUCAUGUCUGUGCCUGGCCUCCAGUUUGCUGUAAAUUAGGCUCAUCACUUUUGCCACCCACAUGGCAGGGUGAUAAGUCACCCUGGCAUCCACCCAACUUAAGCCUUCAGCUUAGACAAAAGAUUUGCACCAAGGAGACAAACAUAGUUAUCCCUGCUCAGCCCUAUGGCUCAACCAGACACCCAGACACAGACAUGAGCUUGGCUUUUUUCAUCCAUUUCAAGGUAGAUGAAAUAUUAACCCACAGAUAGCUACUGUUAGCAUGUUUAUUGAAAUAGUACGAAGUGAAGAGUUAAGUUUGCAUACCAGUGCCAUGCUGUGUCAGACAUUGCACGGCUCACUUAAAAGACCAUGAAUGGACGUUCUUCAAAGCAAAGCAGCCCUGGGGAUUUAACAUUUUUUCCUGCUUAGAUCAGAAGAUGGAUUUGUACGGUAGACUUCAAACCUGAGAGGACUUGCUUUUGAUACUGUGACUUUAGCUGCAAGUUUGAUAUCUCAGAAUUUUCUCUGUGUUUUGUUUUUUGCACUGUUUUGACGCCACUAUCUCUGUCUGCCAGUUGAGCCACUUAUGAUUCCUAUCAUACUUUAAACUGAUUAGUCAUGCAUUAACCCAUCACACAGCUCUCUUUGUUUGUGCCCUGCAGUUUCAAGAAAAAAAAAACAAAUGAUUCUUUAAGUGGAGCAGAAAGGAACAGAAAUUCUAUUAUGUGGUGCUGAAAAUUAACAAGGUGGUGCUAUGUUACUGCAGAGCUUUUGGAAAGAACUGCUGAUGACACAAUGACAUGGGAAUGCAACGUAGUAACACGGUUUUACCACAUCACACACACAUGGAUGGUUUAAUGUGUGAGUAGAUGGCACUACUGCCUUACUGUGUAGCUCUUUUCUUUGUCCUGCUGGCUCUGUGCCCUCUCCCAGUGUGGAUGACUGAGAGCCAUAUAAAAACAGACAUUUACUGUUCUGUUUUGUGUUUGUAAAGCACAGUUUGCAAGGAGAUUUGCAAUGGAAGAGGCUUACUCUACUGCUGGAGGCUCUAACAUGAUGCCGCACACACACACACACACACACACACACACUGAUGUUAAUGCCAAGAUGCUGGUGUGAGGCUUUUGUGUCAGCGCCUCUUGAGAUACUCAUCACGUCUCGGGGCGUCGCCAUUCUGCAGAAUCAGGCAUAUCAGGUUGAUCCUGGUCAGGAGAGAUGUCUUUGCAUUUUGGUCCUGUAGAUUAUUGUCAAAGUGCGUCUGGACCAUUUGGAGUAAGCGUACAGUAGUUUUGAAUAUAACAUGUAACCUCAUUCAGUGACAGCAUCUCUAAUUAAAUCACACAGACCAACAUACCAAAGGAAAUGUGACUUAGAGUUAGGCCAUGCAAGGCGGAGUUAGCUUUGUUUUUAAAGUAACUUAGUCUUGGUACCGCAUCCUGCCACAGUUAUAGCUUUGGUUACAUAUUUAUAAAGGAUUAAUCUAGGGCUUUUAACUUUGGUUCAAAACAAAUUGAGUCUAAAUUUUUGCCGUUGGGUCAUCAAUUGACAUUGAUAUAUUUGUAGGCUUUUGACAACCUUUAUUGAGUCAUUGGGAGCAAAUGUGUAACAACCCAUAUCUUGAUUUCGGUCUGACAGUGGACCAUAAACUGUAAUUUAAUCUAAUCAUAAACAAGACUGUUGAAACCUACUUUGAUUGUCCGGCUUUAGUAUUCUGUGGUUUGAAUUCCAAAUAUAAUGCUACAUACAGAGAAGACAGAGAUUAUCCUGAUGAUCAGAAAUUUCUAGUUCACAAUCCAGAUGUGGGCAGCAGUUAAUAGUCCUGUUGAGGUCCACAUGGAUCAGGGAUUGACCAUCGGAUUGUUCUGUGUUACUAAUAAAUCCAUAACCAGGAAGUUUUUUUCAUCUACACAAACUAUUAAACAGUCAGGAGUCCGCAUAAGAGGCUCUGUUUUCGUGCCCGCCAGCAGCGCAGCGGAGGGUGGCGCACUCUGUGCAGUAGUAUUUUCAUCUGGCAGAGCCCGGCCCUCAGUCAGUUUGGUAUUUUCAUAGGCUGAGGCACACCGAGGUGCGCCAGGCUGGGCGUGGUGACGCGGUAGGGGGAGGUAUCGACAGAAUCAGCUGGUGCAAUGACAUUUUCUUGCCCGCCGGCGACAUGGAAAGUGCGCUGAAAGCUUGCCGAUUCAAACCUGGUCAGCUUUUAGCGCAGGCAAAGCGGAGCUGGUCUAGUGGUAUUUUGGUAGACUAGUGGCAUAGUGUGCAUACAUCACCGGGGCCUCACCUACAGGUUUCCACGGUGUCAGGCAUAUUUUAGUGUGAUAAAUAAUCAACAACAACUAAUAUUUAGGUGCAACUAUCUGAGUCAGCACAUACAUUUAGAUCUAUAUAUCGAUUUAUUGAGCACUAUGAGCACAUUUGGCACGCAUUUGGACACUCAACCUGACCGAAUUGACACAACUAAAACCGCAUACCAAAUUAUAUACCAACAUUAGUGAAAGAAAGAGCCAGGCCACGGAGCGUGAUGCAUCCUUUAUGCACAGGUGAUUUUGAUUUUAAUGCCAUUAUUGGCAUUUGUUUAUGUUGUGAUCUGUGCGCACAACCCACUUUUGUCAUGUGGGGUUUAAAUAUUUGCAACUUGAUGUGAUUGUCCUUAUUUGUGGAAACGGAUGUUUGUCUUACCGGUGGGUCCAACAUUACACACACCAAAUCCCUCUGUGCUUAUUUGAGAGAGUGUGGAGGACGCCCUCUGCAGCACUUAGAGCGACACUUGUUGAGGGGCUGCCUUCUGUUGCCAUCAUGUGGCAUUGCUGUCUUCAGACAUCUCUUGAUGUCUUUGGGUACUUCAUGAAAAUUGUAAUACGCCUCGCCGGUAGCGCAUUUAAAGGUGAGGAGAGGAGCUGAUGUGAUGGGUGAAAACAGGACUUAACUGUGUUAAACCCACCCGAUGCCUUAUCCCCUCCCUCUCUGCUACUUACGCUGCUGGGAGGAGCUGGGUUAGGGAGGGGGGAUACUUACGCUGGACUGCGCUGCUCACCAAAAUACCAAAGGGUGCUUGGGCACGCCUCAUCAGCGUGGUAGACCUGACUUUCUCUGCACCUGUGCCAUGCCGUCGGUGAGAUGAGGAGCGCUGAUUUGAAAACAGUUGCAGAAUUGAUAUCGGAUGUGUAGGGAAAGCUCAGCUGAACUCCUCCUUGCAGUCCUCCAUGAUCAACUUGUCAAUAAACCACUGCUAACUAAUGUGUGUUAAGUAUUGCACUCAGUAGGAAGAACUUGACAGCAGCAGUUCAACAAGAGAGAGCAGGACAGAACAAUGUAGAGGAUUAUCUGAGCAGCCAAGUGUUUCAUUCAAACCUCAUGUCAGGAAAUGGAAUAAGUGGAGGACAUUAAAUAACCUCGGUCAAGUGAAUUGGAAUUUUGAGGUUAUUUAAAAUCAAGCAAAGAUGACCUUUCAUUCAUUCUUAUCAAAGAGUCCGGUUAUAUUCACUGUAUAGAACACUACACAAUAGCUUUAAAAUCAAGUGCCAUACAUCAAAUGUCAUGUCUUUUUUUCUGCUGUUUAAGCUAGUUGACAUCACUGCAGUAGAUAUUUUAUUGGUUAGGAACUGCAAUCUGAAGCUACAAACAGUGAGGCCCAGCCUUACAUUACCAUGUACUUAUCAUACCAGGGAUUUGUAGUUAUCACGGUCAGCGAGAUGUAUAAGCAUCAUAACAUUUGUAGCAUAUCAACAGUUGCAUGCCUGUUCUAUUCCAGUGAUUUUAAUUACACACCGUGAGCUAUGGCUGUGAAUGGAACUACUGUUGUUUCCACAUCCUUCUUGGGCACUCCUACCACCAAAUACCAAGCAGUUAUCCAAGGUCCCAGGAAGAAGUCUAAGGCCGGAUAUUUCUAGGCGUAUUUCUCUGCAUGCCACUGAUUUAUGAAAGCUGCUGGCAGCUAGGAGACAUCUCACUGAUCUCACUGUGCCUGAGCUGCCAAUUCCCCUUCUUCCCUUUACCUCACCCCACCCCCCAUCUCCUCCAUCUCCCCAAGGAAUGUGACAUUGUACAAGGCUCUGCGUCCGCUAUUUAUAGUGGGUCACCGUGGUGACACAGUUACCUUUGCAUACCCUGUGUCAUACUGCAACAGACAGGGUGUCCAAGGGUGGAAGGAUAUCGCUACUCAAGCUGGAUUUUGAGUUCUGACUGAGUGUGUCUAUUUACAUGCACAAAUUUGUUAUGUUGUUCCUGUUGCUGGCUAAAAAGAUGAUGACCCCGUUUGCAAGAUUGGUCCUGCCAGACUUUUGGAUUGAAAAGAUUUUUCAUCGACUGUCUCAGUCUCUGAAAAAGGAUCUCCAUCCUUCUGUUUUGACCCCAACCCUUUGUUAUAUUCACUUUCACUGCUUGUUUACAUUCAGAAGUCUAAAAAGACUGUGGACUGCACCCAUCAUCAUCCAUCUGUAAUUGUGGUUAACUCUGGGAAAAAGCCUCAGACAGACAAAAAGAGUCGAUUUGUUUUUUUUUCUAAACCAUCAUUUCAUGACCCCAGACCACAGGCAGAAAUAGAUCCAUGACCAGGGCUUGUAAGAAGGCUUUGGUCGCUGUCUGUGACUGAACACUGAAAUAACACACAGGCAUGCUUGUAUGCAUUCUCUCCCUCUUUCCAACACACACACAGACAACACAGACAACACAGACACACAGACGUACACACUAAGGCACAAGUAUAUAAGCACAUGCACAGGCGUUGUCUUGGGCCCUUUCCAGCCCCAAAGCCAACUUUUCUUUCUUGUUUACGAGCAAAAGAGGGGAAGAAAUAUGCACAUUUUCCCCACAGAAUGUACAGAUCUCUGAAAAAACAGGCCCUAAAUCUUCAACACUAUAAAUGACUAAAGUUUAAAUCUAAUAUUUCAGACCCUUCAAGUGAACCCUGUCUUGUUCAACCUAAAGUGGGGCAUUGUUUUGCAUCAUUUCUUGGCAUCCCUGUUAAAUGAAAACAUGUUUUCGGCUAAGGUUUUUGGCUCAGACACUGAAUUUUCAAGGGUAUUUCCCAGGGUUUUUCAAGUAAAAAGGCCACGAGUAUGGGCACACAGUAACAUUCCCCUUCAAAUUGUCCAAACAGCCAAUUAAACCAAACAGCGCUGGCUCUUUGUGGGGUCAGUGUUGGAAAGGGUUGGAAGUUUGUCCUGUUUGCGUUGAGAUACCCUUGUAUCUAUCUGUUUUCAAACAGUCUUGCUCUGGUCCAGACUGUGGACUUCAGGUUCUUGUAUCCUCUGCAGACUCAUUGUGCUGUGUGUUAACCUGCCAUUUCCUGGUCUGUAUCCUGUGUUAAUGAGGUUCUAUAGGAAAGAAGCUUGAACCCUGAACCUGUGAACCUGGUGUCAGUCCUUACAGGAUAUUUCAUCUCUCAGCCUUGUCUGCUUUCUCCCUCUUCCAGAAUAUGAACCCACUCACACUUGUCCCCCGUGGUGCAUUAUUCUCCCACUUUCCUCAACUUCUCUUCCUGCCACUCCCUCAUUCUCUCAAUUCCUCUUUUAACCGUUUCUCCCACUCCUGAUUUGCUCCUAUUGUCAUCUGGCUUUUGGACAAUAUAUCUUGCAUCACAGCUGACUGUUUUCUCUUCUGUCUCUCCCACUCCUUCCCGUUCCAUUUCCCUGCUCCCCUUUCUCUCCUCCUCUGUGCCCUCUACACUCCCUGUCUGUUUCUCUCUCUUCAGUUGGAGGCUAGAGAGGGUGUUGGUUUGGUCAGCGGAGGGGUCCAGGCAGCAGCGGGUCCUGGAUCUGCGGCGGCACGGAGUGUUCGAGAACAGCACGGUGAGACCCCAACGCUUCGCCGGGAGAGGGAGGAGCAGCGAAGGCUCCUGGCGGACACACACUCAACAGCAAUGGACCUGCGCUGUCGCCUGGAGCACAAUGAGAGAGACUGGUCGAGAGAGAAAGCAGAGCUGCUGGAAAGAUUUGAUGUAGAGAGGAGAGAGUGGGAGAGCCAGCUGAAGGACAUGCAGAGGAAAAUAGAAGAGGUAAAUGUUCUGCAUGUAUGUCUUUGGGAAAAUAAAACUGCAUGUAUUGAGGUUUGGUACAUUUGCUUUUGGUCGAGACUGAUUUUUAAUAAGCUUAAGAACUCAAGAAAACAAAGACCCUUAAAAGUUUGUAACAGCACAUCCCUACAUUUCUUAAUGUAUGAUAAAUGGCUUCCCAAGCUCUCCUUACCCUGUAGUGUGUAAUAUCUCCCUCCUACACAUCCUGUUCAGCAUCAACCCUGGUAAAACAUGAUCACUGAUCAGUACAGCUGCAGAGAGCCAGCAAAGGAAGGAGUGGUUCUGUAGCUCUUCUGAUCCUUCUACAAAGGCAGUGAUUGACUCAGACAGAGAAUCUGGCAACCCACAUUAACAAUUAAAGCAAUACCUCUUACAAAUGACCAUUUUUGUGUCUAUUCAGCCCUGAGAAGAAAUUGAAUAAACAUAAGAGUAAAGCUUUGGAAAAGCAAAAAUUUAUCAAUGAAUAAGCCAAGUAUUGAGAAGAUUAUAAAGUUAUAGUUGCAGUUGUCAUGCUAUAAAGGUGAUGUUAUGUGAUCCUAAGUGUCUGUGAAAUUAUAUAUGGAUAAAAAAGGGAUGCAAUCAAAGAGAGAGAGAAAAGCAGGUCCUAGAGAGAGUACAAAGUUAAGAAUGAAACAGUUUAGCAUGGGUGGUGACAAAGCUGAAGUCAAAUGCUGACAUGCCCAAAGGAGCAGAUUAGUGUCUUUAGUGAGGGAAACCAUAGACAUGUAGUUGUUCAGAGCCUUAAGGCUCCAGAGCUGCUAAGAAAAGCACGCAGAGCUCUGGUUUGUCCUGUUAAACGCAGUAAAUGAGAAGAAAACAGCAGAGGAAUCAAGCUGGCUGACAAGCAGUAGUCAUAUAGACAUGAUCUGAGAGGGGCCUUGUCAACAUGAAAUAGUUCCUAUUUUAAGAUUGCGCGAGGCCAGAGGUUAUCCAGUUUUAUUGAAAAGAAUUCUUUGAGUGUUUUUCAUCCUCUGUGGUCUAAAUGUGUUGUAAGAUGGGAUGCUGUGCCACCUGGUUUGACUCUUGAGUGUGCCAUGAUAAUUUAUGAUUACACAGGAGCAAUAGAUGCAGAGAAGUAUUGUUAGUAAGAUCAUUGAACACCUCCAUUUUUAACAUGGUUUGAUCUCCUCCUAACUAGGGCUGCAUGAUUACUUGAUUUUAAAUCCUAAUUGGGUUAUUUGAUUAUGACGAUGUUAAAAAAAUGUAGAUAGGGCAAGAGCAAGUCGGUCGUGUGGAAUUAGUACGACUUGGCAGUUUCGGACAAAGAGCAAACUACUCCCCCGCUGCAAAAUCUGUCUGAAGGCGGUAUCAACCCGUCCACAGGGAAACAAAUUCCAGAGUGAACGGCAAAGUGUUUUGUUGUAUCGGCGUUUCAUCCACACGGACACAGCGUUUCAGGUGACUGUAAAUGUUACUUUUUGAAAAUGGGUCAGAGAGUGCAUAAAUCUGUAAACGACUACCAUUUCAUCUCUGUGUGGAUGCCUAUCUGCAUCUCUCCUAAAACGAUUAUAUCACACACAGCCUAACUCUUUUAUGGAGCCUGCACGUGUCCAGCCAAAACAACCUUUAUACACACGCGCUAUACUCUUUUUCUGGCUUUUGUGCAUUUCCUGUCCAGCGUUACAGCACCACUCACUGGCUUGGCAUAUGUAAAACAUCAUUUUCUGUAGCUUCGUUUGGAGAAAUGAUUGAAAACCUUUUCAUUUUUAAAGUGAAGUUUGUCGAAGUUGUCACUGAAUAAAAAAUGAAAUCGAAAAUCGAGUUUUCAGAAAAAAAAAAAAAGGGAUUUAAUUUUGGGUCAAAAUUGUGCAGCCCUACUCCUAACCUUCAACUCUGAAUCCUGCAUUUUACCUUAAUGAAAGCACUGAGUUUCAGUACCAGAGGUAAAGAGAUAAUGUGGGUUUGGGAUCACUGUGUUUCUUUUCACACAGUGGUCAUAAGGUUAAAGACUUCAGUAGAUCUGCCUGUAUGGGCUCACCAGCUGAGGUGUUUAAAAGACUGAGCAUAUUUGUAGUAAAUGUACAGACAGAGGUAAGAAUUUAGGUAUAAGAAGAGGAGCCAUCCAGUUAUUUUGUCCAGACCUGAUUCAUUCAUUAGACUGCCUUUUUACAGAGCUUCUUCAACUGUAGUUACAAGAUUCCUUAGAAGAUGUGGCUUAUUUAUUUCUGCCAGGAUGUGGAAAGAAAUAGGAAAAGUUUCGAAUGAAAUAGUUUUACGGUAACAGAAACAUUUGUCUAAUUUGUCUUUCAGUCAUAACAAUCUCUGAAGAGUAAUUUGAAUAUUUUGAUUUAAAUAAUUGGUACACAUUGUUUGUUUCCUUUUUCUAGCUGUACUGUGAAGUGAGAGCAAAACGGGAGGGGACUGGAUUAAUCAGCGGGAGGCAGGACCACAUGAAUGCUGCACAUCGGCUGAGCAUACGUUCAACCAGCACAGGCUCCAGUCUGCUCAGUGACAACUCUCGCUCGGAGCCGUUCAGCAGCAGCAGUCAAUCUGAGACCAUCAGACACUCGCCUUUACCCGGUUUAAGUCACAGCAGUGCUUGUACUGGCUCAGACAUGGAGCACUCGACAGUGUUUCAAGCAGACGGCCUCUGUGAAUUACACAUCGGUGGCCUGUACCCUCAGAUCGGCAAGUCACAUCCUGAGUUUUCUGAUGAGCUUAGACCCAGAGGCACUUGGCAGCAGGACUCAGUCACUGAAAGCAAGGAAGCUGUGGAUACAUCAGAGCUGGAAGCUGUCUAUAACAGAACUUCUGGAUGUGGAGUCCCACAGAAAAAUGUCCCCAAAGGUACUGAAAACAAAGUUCUUGCGAGUUCUCAAGACGGUCCUCUGUGGGCAGAGCUGAGUUAUGGCAGCGACAAGAAGAAGAACAACACAGCUCUUAACGCUGUGAGUAUUUCAGAAACUUCUCCUCUCUCUAAAUUAUAAAUAUUCAUACAGAGUAGACAAAGUGUUGGUUGUCAGUUCUUACUUUGCUUUCGGUGUCGCUGACAAUGACACACACUUUGUUUGAUCUUCAGCGUUCUUGCGACGUGUCCUGCAUACCCAUAUUUGUCAUUCUGCUGUUUCUUAGAAUAGAUGAUCCCUUUUUUUUUUCUGCCUCAGUUUUAUUUUUGCAGAACUAAAGUGAUAUCUCCCUCUCCUCCUCUCGGUGUUUUAGGCUCUGCAGGAGAUAGCCCGUGUGAGUGAAGAGCUUUGCAGCUACCAGGAUGAGAUCAGAAAGAAGAGUGGGGAUAAGAGGUGCAUCAAUCCUUUUGCUCUGUUAACUUCUUGGCGCCAAGUGGGAACUAUGAUAAUCACUCCACCUGUCAUGUCUAAAAGCACGUAUUGUUAAUAUCACCAGAGCCAUGUUUACAUUUGUUAGUGAAUAAUAAAUCGUACAUCUGUAAAUCUAAUAACCUGAGGAACUGUUUCUGUUUGUGAUAAAAUGGUACUAAAAAGGUUCAUGAACUUUGCUGCUGAAUUUCCUCCAGGAGCCGAUCUGGAUCCUUGUGUCUACCUGAGGAGGGAGAGAAGCUGUGCAGUCGUGAUAAUGCCAGACUGGUGGUGGAUGAAGCUCCCUGCAACCUCGGCCAGAUUUAUGAUGACCUUCGAGCACUGGAGAGAGAAAACUGGAUCACCUUGAUACCGGAUAACACCUGGAAGGCUAACAGAGGGUUGAAUAAAUCCUGGGGGGAGGACACACCUGAUCCAGACAGCUACAGAGACACCCAGACAAGCCCCGGAGAACUCUCUGAUACUGAUACAGCAGCUCCACCCGUCCCUCCUCGUGUCUCCUCCAGGAAUCUGAAUACUCCCAUCCAUCUUGACACAGAACUUCAUAUCCCAGAUUCCCCCAUGACAACAGCAAGGAGAUGCCACAGCCCCUGUGUUUUGGUGGACAGAAAGUGCAGCAGCCCGUCUAUUGUGAGGAAAUUUGAGGCCAUGCUGCAGGAAAAUGAAGGAAAAGUUUUGAUAGACGGGGCGGUGGCCUCCUGCGCUGUACCUGCUAACUCGAACUGUAACCUGGGCUGCUGCCACAACCGCUGGUCAUGUGAUGCAAGCAAGUUCACCAGCAGCAAGCUGUCUGCAUAUGGGACCGUGCAGAAAAGCUUCUCUGAAGUCAGCAUAUUGACUGCAGGGAAGGGUUUGCGCUCAGAUUACAGCCCUGGUGUCAGGAACUUAAAAGAGCUCCAAAUGCCCCCGGUUGUGAAAGAUUUACCUGUAGAUCUGCUCUUGUCCUCUUUGGAGUUAUCCCCCGCCAGCCUUAACCAGUUUGGCUCAAAAAGAAACAUAAUGCUGGAACAAAAAACCGCUGAGUUCAACAGAACUUUGUUUCAGGCAGAGAUGGGCCGUGCUGCAGAGGAACAAGACAGCUUUGGUGUAACAGAUGUCUGCUCUGCAGGAUACACGCCGGUCUUUCUAGCAACUAGUGUGUCACAUGAUGUUUUACCUCCCAGGGACGCAACAUUUCAGCAACACUGUGAUGACGUAACCACCAGCGUCAUCACCUCCGACUCUAAGAUCCAGAGUCCAGAAUUUCAAAUCAGGCAAAAGAGGUGUAGUCUUGAGGGUGAGGAGGUCAGUACAAAGCAGGAAAUCCCCUCUGACUUUUCAUCUCAACGGCCACAAAUGGGACCGAGGGAGGCAGCCACAACAACAACUCCUGAGAGUCCCGCUCUCCACAAUGAAGUCAAGCGCAAAGUCCGGACAGCAAGCAGUCCUUCCAGGAAAACACAACACAGAGCAGCCACACAGGCUCCCUUUUCAGAGCCUGCAAACACUCAGCCAGGUCAGGAUGUGGACGCUUCCAGCUCCAAGAGAGAGAAUCUCUGUGGACAGAAGCCUCAGCCAGCCAGAGUCGGUGGAUCACUCCAGCAGCUGUCUGCUGAGAACAAACAAAGACAGAUGACAGAGCCUGGGCACCAGACGCAGCCAAAGUAUGUCUCUGCCCCUGCUAACCAGUAUGAGUCAACCAGAUCCGGACCACGAAUGAUGAAUGAGCAUCCCUGGAAGCCCCUCACUCUGGCUGCAUACCCACGCCCUGAGGGAUCCAGGUCCAACUAUGGGGCAGUGGAAAGGAUUCUUAAGAGUUAUGAGAGUGCUGCACGAGAAAAACAGAACCAGAGCCAGCAGGACGGGAAGUCAGUAAGUCCGAACAUCAGUGUCGGGCAGGAGGAUAAAGUCACAGAACUGGACAUGCUGGACAUGGACCCACUGCCCUUACCCCCCACCUUGAAACACACACACACUUCACACACCUCUAAGAUACACACCACACAUGCAAGACUCAGCAGCCCCACUACCAAGGGUGUGAAAGAGAUCCAUCUAAGUGUGCAGGUGAGUGGAGUCUGAUAUGUUCACUUUUUCAGACAUCAGCACCUGUCUUUCCUUCAGCGUUAACAUUUAAAGGCAGUCCCCUUGAACAAAAAAUACUCUUCACGUUUUGUUUAGAAUAAAAUAAAUAAGUCAGCUAUGUUUUGAUGAGCUAUUACACCAGUGGCUCUGGAUGAACUUGCAGAUUUCAUUCCUGUUAAUUCCAUUCUGAAAGACUAAGCGAAUGCCCUUGACUGAGGACAGCUCCGGUGGGAAUGUUGUUUAUUUCUGGUAUGUGCGAAGAGACAGAAGCAGGCCAAAGCUUCCAUUAUAAUCUGGGCAUCUGGGCCACUCCACUGCUUAAAGGCUCCUGACAAAGGGAAUUGGUUGUGUGGUGUAUAAUGUUUAAAUUUGGCAGGAGGUCGAUCACCCUCAUCAGACUGCCUUUCAUCUUUCCGUCCUUCCACAGGGCCUCAUAGUGGAAGUGUCUCUGGCUUUUUGUGUUGUAAUUACAGAAGUAUCUGCAAGGAGCCAGCUGACUUCAUGCCCUUGGCAGAGAAAUGUGGAGUGAUUAUGCAGCCUUUAAAGUCAUGCAAAUGUUAAAGAAAUUGCGUGGGCAAUUAGAGAACCAAUUUCAUCUGACCUCACGAAAAGAGUGCAAUCAGAGCACGACUCAAGUUUCUGCUUUACCAAAGAAAACUGUCCUAAAUGAAAUGCUACAGAUUGUGGAGUCUGGCUAAAGCGUAUCCGAAGUGCAGCAUGUGUGAAGUACUUUGGUCCAGAUGCUUUUCUCUUGACCAAAUGGAGUUGAAUCUACUUUUGUGACUUUUCCACAUGAGCAUCCUGAAUUUAUUAGCAUCCCUGUUGUUUCCCCCAGGGUCAAGAAGACCACAGAUGGAACACUUGACAAAAUGUAAAGUAUCUGAGUGUGUGACUUUGGUUGUAGAUAGAACGGUGUGAUCAUCCUAAAUGUUAAUUCACUUGUUUCUCCACAGGAGGAUAACCAGUCCUCUGUCUCCUCUUCGUCCAUGCAGAAGAACUUCUUAAGGCCAGCCCGUCCAGCCAACAGACGCCUCCCCUCCCGAUGGGCCAGCCGCUCCCCGACCUCUUCCUCUGCCUCUUCCUCUCCCUCUAGUACCCCUGUUGUGCCUCCAUCCUUCCCUGUUGAGAAAAGCACUUCCUCCUUCACUUACUCACAUGCCUUUCACAUAGAGACUGUCAUCAUCUGA